CCAAGCAACCAACACUCGGCGCUGCUCGUUGCGCCUCGGUCAAUCCGCCACUAGUAUGGCGCUACGCGCUCCGACACGCCACCGUACGUAGCGUGCUUUCGCAAUCGACGACAGAUCGUGCACCGUGAUACACGCUGAAAAACGGUGAAACACGCGCGAAUUCUUUUACUCGACGAACAAUCAAGUAGUCUGACUGAAAAGUCGGUGGAGGAACGUGUUUUCUCGAUUCUUCGAAGGAAAGAAAGAAAGAAAAGAAAAUAUACGAGAAGAAGUUGACUAUCCGUCGCCAGAAUACAAUUAUUGUUUUGCUAGUGUUCGUCCAGACUUGACAGAUAAGAAUCGAGUGAUUGAUAGAAAGAUAGGGAGAGAAAAGCGUGAGCGGCCACCGACCAAGGGGUUGAGAGCGGCUAUUUAGGGGUUGCUACUAUGUAACCGCGUGCACCAACGCUUAUCCGGUAGUAGCUCGCAGAGAACGCCGCGUGUUAAGUGCUGAUUGCAUUGCGGUGACACGAACUGCGAUAAGCGGCAACCAGCAACUGGUAAUAAGUGAAUUUCGUUUACAAUUAGGGAAAUGAUAGCGUCGUUAAACGCGGUCUGGUGCACGAGGCCGGACGGAAGUCGCGGCAGGUGUCUGACCCGGUACGAGCUCUAGGGCAACGAUGCGAGUGGAUCGGCUGACACGAAAACCAGACAGGACAGAGACGAGCAAAUACUGGAAGCGCGUGUUGUUCCGUUGAAACGUUUGGAAAGCGAAGAUACCGCUUCGUUGCCGAGGCGAAAUACAACAACAUCAAAAACGAGAGAAGAAAGAGUGGAGCAAGUGCUAUCAACUGCACAGUUGAUCGCUGAUAAACAUGAGAGUACCACGUAACACGCUAGUGUUCAUUUAAUGCGACCUAACGAUCGAACGAUUCACACCGCGCGCUAGAGUUCCCGUAGCCCGCAUCGCUGACAGCGAUCUUCACGACCGUUCAUCGAUAAACAACAUGGCAUGUCCUUUUUCACGGGAUCUCUUGAAGGCAGGCCGCGACAAGCAGACCGUCAGAAGGGACAACGAUCGCUCGAGUAUCGCCAGAUUGGGACAGAAUGGCGGUGGCAAGUCUAGACAAUCGUCCUUUGAAGUCACGUCGUUGCUGAUGAGAGAGGAAGCCGAAGAUGCAGAGGAUACGCAGACCCUGAACCUGAAGCACCUGAGAGCUGCAGUACUCGUGCUGACAAAUCCAUCGAACGAGGCGGUUGCCGUAGCUCUGAGAGUUCUCUUAAGCAAAGAGGAGGAGUCGUAUCCAACCACGAGGUAUCUCGAGAAGGUGUUCCGCAAUGUCGACGCCGAGGAGAACUAUAACUUACUGGAGGACAUUUACGAGACGCUAAGUUAUCACUGCGACGUGGACGUGAGCAUAUUUUUCGAUCGGCUUGGCCAAGAGCUGAUUUAUACUGCUUGCGUGGGUCUACUUGAAAGAGCGUUCCGUUGCCUCGGGAACGAUCUGACAGCUUUCCUGACCACCCUCGAUGGCGUGAACGAUGUCGUGCAACACCAGUCCGGAUCCGAGGCAGAGGCAGAGUUCGUAUGCAUUGCCACGCCGGAAGCGAUCGAGCUUCAUUUUACGACUGACCACCCGUCUGUCGCGUAUCUACUAGUCGGUAGCCUAAAGGGCAUCGCCAGACAAUUUUAUAACGAUGAUGCCAAUGUACAUAUUCUACCCGAUCCAUACAACACCAAAUUUUUUAGGUAUCAUAUCAUUCCAGAGCGCUAUAGCGAGCAUUUGGUGGUCGAUCCGGAGAUCGACGAUAAUCUCGACACGGUCACGUCCCCGUUCCGUCCACUGUCGACCGAAGCCACGGACCUACGUAUGGGGGUAGCAAGUUUCUGCAAAGCCUUCCCAUGGCACUUUGUGGUUGAUCGACAAUUAGAGCUGGUGCAGCUUGGAGUCGGAUUUAUGAGGAUUUUCGGGCAUCAUCUUAACCGAUUGGGGAGAGAAAUAUCGACGUACUUCGCUUUUACACGGCCACGUGGAGUUACUUUGAUCUUUCAUGAGAUACUGAAGCGCGCGAAUACACCUUUCGUGCUCACCCUUCAAAGACCGCAGGGCGUCGAUAAAUAUCCCGCGGAGGGUUUAGAGAUGAAAGGUCAGAUGGUCCAUUGUCCUGAAUCGGAUUCCAUUCUAUUUGUGAGUUCGCCAUUCUUGAACGGUCUAGAAGGAUUAACUGGCCGAGGACUUUUUAUAUCUGAUAUUCCAUUACACGACGCCACGAGAGACGUUAUCCUGGUUGGGGAACAGGCCAGGGCACAGGAUGGUUUGAGAAGACGGAUGGACAAACUGAAAAGCUCUAUAGAAGAAGCAAACCUAGCUGUGUCUGCGGAAAGAGAAAAGAAUGUCAGCUUGCUUCAUCUUAUAUUUCCUCCAGAUAUAGCGAAGCGUUUAUGGUUGGGAGAGACAAUCGAGGCAAAAACUUAUCCUGAGGUGACGAUGCUUUUCAGUGAUAUUGUUGGUUUUACAGAAAUUUGUUCUACCGCGACACCAAUGAUGGUUAUCAAUAUGCUUCAAAAUCUUUAUGAACAGUUUGACUCAUUUUGUGGCCAGUUAGAUAUUUAUAAAGUGGAAACAAUUGGAGAUGCCUAUUGCGUUGCAUGUGGCCUUCAUCGUAACACUCACAUUCAUGCGCAACAAAUAGCUUGGAUGGCUCUAAAAAUGAUACAAGCAUGUUCUCAUCAUUUAACUCACAAGGGUAAACCAAUAAGGAUGCGUAUUGGCAUUCACACUGGAAUGGUACUAGCAGGAGUUGUUGGAAAAAAGAUGCCAAGGUACUGUCUUUUCGGACACAAUGUUACCUUAGCUAAUAAGUUUGAAUCUCUAAGUGAACCUCUUCGUAUCCACAUUAGUCCAACGACGUAUGUCUUAUUGAAAUAUCCUAUAUCAGGAUUUGAUCUGGAACCACGACAAAAGGAAUUCUUACCAAAGGAAUUUCCAGCUAACAUAGAAGGGACGUCUUACUUCCUGAAUGGCUACAAACACAAGGACGUUGACGUCACUUUCCCGUUGGAUUUACAUAUUCAGAGCGCGAUCAGGGAAUACGGGCUCGGGAGCAGCGUGUAGAUACUUAAAUAAUAAAAACCAUUCCAACGAAUAUACGUCGUUCAUGAAUGUCGUUAUACCAACGCUAUUCUGUCCAUACUAACAACACUUUCUCGGUAAACGUCUGUUUCUAAUGAGUUCACAAACUGGCACCGUGUAACAACGCUGAUUCUAACCAGCCUAAACGGCCAAUUCCCGGGCCGAUAAUAUUUAUACGCAGAGUAUUAGGUUACAAUUAUUAUAUACUUAUGAUCAUAUGAGCAAAUAAAUCUGUAUCAUAAAUCA
Bombus pascuorum is the source of this 3359-nucleotide messenger RNA. It is a transcript of the gene Gycalpha99B, whose product is annotated as head-specific guanylate cyclase. The record is from RefSeq and is a predicted model, not a curated record. Gene Ontology annotation, cellular component: guanylate cyclase complex, soluble. Gene Ontology annotation, biological process: response to oxygen levels; cGMP biosynthetic process. Gene Ontology annotation, molecular function: guanylate cyclase activity; heme binding. The transcript has 11 exons. NCBI's taxonomy places the organism in Eukaryota, Metazoa, Arthropoda, Insecta, Hymenoptera, Apidae. Bases 987 to 3095 code for a protein of 702 amino acids.